Molecule: messenger RNA, 1647 nt
Organism: Candidozyma auris
Lineage: Eukaryota; Fungi; Ascomycota; Pichiomycetes; Serinales; Metschnikowiaceae
Gene: CHR1
Product: RNA-dependent ATPase ROK1
Exons: 1
Coding region: 1-1647 (548 amino acids)
Biological process (GO): maturation of SSU-rRNA
Cellular component (GO): 90S preribosome
Molecular function (GO): nucleic acid binding; ATP binding; RNA helicase activity
Source: RefSeq, a predicted model, not a curated record
AUGGAUAUUUUUAGAAUCUUAAGUCGGGGCGCUGCUCUCAAGACGAGUAAAUCUGCCACGGCAGAUUUUUCGGGAAACUCUCAUAAGGAAAAAACUGAGAAAGAUCCUAGCUCCAUUCAGGCUGAUGUUGAUAGAGAAACCGAUUUCUUUAGGACAAAAACCCAUAAGAAAAAGCCAGAAGAAACAAAUCAACCCGAAAAAAAGACCGAAGCUGAGGAGCCUCCAAAAGCUGUCAUCACAAACUCAGAAGAAGCAGCAAAGUUUCGUAAAUCUGCAGGUUCUAAAGUGUCGGGCCACGAUGUACCUUUACCCAUUGGCUCAUUCGAAGACCUUGUGUCUCGUUUCCAAAUAAACAAAAGACUACUACACAACCUUCUAGACGCUGAGUUUGUUGAGCCCACGCCGAUCCAGUGUGAGGGGAUCCCUGCAGCAUUAAAUGAUAGAGAUCUUAUUGGGUGUGCACCUACAGGUUCCGGUAAGACGUUGGCAUUUUUGAUCCCGAUGAUCCAGACUCUUUUACAGACUGCUCCACAGAAAAACAAGAAAAUCAGAGGUCUUAUUAUUGCUCCCACAAAUGAGUUGGCAUCGCAGAUAUUUCAACAACUACAAGUUCUCACAAAGGGAUACAAAAACUUGCCUAGUGCUAUUCUUUCGCGACAAAUGGCCACAAGGCUUCAGGAUGGAAUUGUGUCUUCUACAAAAUAUGCCAUUAUAGUCUCCACGCCCUUGCGUCUUCUUGACAUUGUCAAAAACGGUCACGCAGACUUAACCACUGUGGAACAACUAGUCAUUGAUGAGGCCGAUAGGCUUUUUGACAAGGGCUUUGUGGAGCAGACAGAUGCUCUUUUGGCCAACAUGACAAACCCCAAGUUGCGGAAAUCUAUAUUCUCGGCCACAAUCCCAUCCGGUGUGGAGGAACUUGCAAAUUCGAUCAUGAGAGACCCAGUCCGAAUCAUUGUGGGCCACAAAGAGGCAGCUUCCCUGAAUAUUGACCAGAAAUUGGUGUUCACGGGAAGUGAAGACGGCAAGCUCGUGGCCAUCCGUGAAAUGCUACAGAAGGGCGAGUUCAAGCCUCCUGUAAUUAUAUUCUUACAGAGCAUUACUCGUGCGAAGGCGUUAUUCCACGAAUUGCUCUAUGACAAGUUGAAUGUGGACGUUAUCCACGCAGAAAGGACGCCAAAACAAAGAGACGAGGUGAUUAAGAGGUUCAAGAACGGUGACAUCUGGGUUCUCAUCACUACUGACGUUUUAGCUAGAGGUGUGGACUUUCGAGGCGUGAAUCUCGUUAUCAACUACGACGUUCCACAAACUGCACAAGCAUACGUUCACAGAAUCGGUAGAACAGGCCGUGGUACUAACAAGGGCAAAGCGGUGACGUUUUUCACGAAGGAGGACACUCAGGCCGUGAAACCGAUCGUGAACGUGAUGAAGCAGUCAGGAUGCUCCGAUGGCUACAGUGAUUGGAUGGAGAACAUGGGCAAAUUGUCUUAUUUUGACAAGAGGAAAGUCAAGACACAGCAGAUUGAGAGAGCAGGUAUCAGUACAGUGCCGAAGAUUGUAAAGCAAAAGAGGAAACAGCGGCAAGAGAUGAUUGAAGCGUCCAAGAGGAGAAAACAGCAGAGCAAAAAAGGGGGAGAUGACAAUUGA